This is a messenger RNA of Cavenderia fasciculata, 5784 nucleotides long. RefSeq names its product ubiquitin-protein ligase domain-containing protein. Gene Ontology annotation, biological process: protein polyubiquitination; proteasome-mediated ubiquitin-dependent protein catabolic process. Gene Ontology annotation, cellular component: nuclear speck. NCBI's taxonomy places the organism in Eukaryota, Evosea, Eumycetozoa, Acytosteliales, Cavenderiaceae. The transcript has 7 exons. The record is from RefSeq and is a predicted model, not a curated record. Gene Ontology annotation, molecular function: ubiquitin protein ligase activity. The coding region runs from base 1 to 5784 and encodes 1927 amino acids.
AUGGAAUCUUCAUUCCAACAAACUUGCAAGAAGAUAGAUUAUUGUAUGGAUAGAAAAAGACGUAAAUCAACAUUAACAGCAGCAUCAUCACAGCAGCAGCAGCAAAGCUCGAGUAGUAGUAGUAAUAAUAACAGUACUUCUCCCCGUGGUGAUACAACAACAGCCUCCUCAUCUUUGACGACACCAGUAACAUCUCCUGUCAAACAACCAUUUGUUUCAAUCAUUAAAACUAGAUCACAAAUAGCUGCUGAACAAGCUCGACUAGAUAGUAGUAGCAAUAAUAAUAAUAAUAAAACACCAAAGAGAAAACAACCAGAAUCAUCAUCAACCAGUACAACAUCAACUACAUCGACUCCAUCAUCGACUCCAUCCCGUUCAUUCCUAAGUCGUAAAAAGUCAAAUUUAAAAGUUGAAGUUGUACAAGUAGAAGAAGAAGAAGAAGAAGAAGAGGAAGAAGAAGAAGAAAAGGUAGAAAAAGUAGUAAAGAAACCAAAGACAACAACAACAAAGAAAGUAACACCAAAAAAGAAAGCAACACCUAAAAAGAAACAACAACAGACACCAAAGAAGAAAAAGAAAACAACAAUGUCUUCGGUUAGUAGUAAAAAGUCUGCUACAUCUUCUGAUGAAGACACUGAUCUAAAGGAUGUUGUAGAGUCAACUGAAGAGUCGCCGAUCCAAGACGACGAUGAAGAUGAAGACGAGGAAACCACAACGACUACCACCACGACUACGAUCAACAAUAGUAAUAAUAAUAAUAAUUCGUCAUCGGUACCAGCAGCCGACCAAAAUACAUUGCAGGGGUUGAUGAGAGGGUUGACUGGAGCAUUCUUUAAUGAACUGGGAAUGAGAACAUCGGCGGGUGGAGGUAAUCCAGCAGCUACCAAUGCGGCGACAGGCCUAUUAAAUACACUCAUCGAGGGUAGAUCGCGACUCAAACAAAUACUGGCUGGAUUGAAAUCAGACGACGAAAGCGAACAGAUGGAAUCGUUGAUAGAGUUGUGCGAGCUACUCUCAAUCGCCACUGAAGACACGAUGGUAGGGUUCCCAAGCGACUCUUUUUCACAGGCACUCAUCAACCUACUCAACAUGGAGCAUAACCCCGACAUGAUGUUGUUGGCGUGUCGUGCCAUGUCCAACAUGCUCGAAGCUCUCCCUGGAUCGGUCUCUUCGGUGGUCAGUCACGGUGCUGUACCCGUCUUGUGUGCCAAACUACUCUCUAUCGAAUACAUUGAUCUCGCCGAACAGUCACUCCAGACACUCGAAAAAAUAUCGCUCGAGCAACCUACAGCAGUACUUCGUUCCGGUGGUCUCAUGGCCGUCCUCUCUUAUCUCGAUUUCUUUUCAACCGGUGUUCAAAGAAUGGCAGUUUCAACUGCCGCCAAUAUUUGUCGUCAAGUUCCUCAAGAUUGUUUCGAAACAAUUAAAGACGCCAUUCCAAUUUUAUCUAAUCUUUUAGCUUAUACUGAUCAAAAAGUUGUUGAAUUAUCAUGUUUAUGUUUUUCAAGAUUGGUUGAAGCAUUUUAUGAUAAUCCACAGAAAUUACAAUCAUUGACAAGUGAUGGAUUACUUGGACAUUUGGUACAUAUUAUAUCAUCGAUGAAUAAUACUACGGUUGCAUUAUCACCAGCCACCUAUUCGCAAGUCAUUAGAAUCAUGUCCAAUAUUUGUCAUGGUUUGCCAUCAUCUUCGCUCAUCUUGCUCCAAGAGGGUAUUAUUGAAACCAUUCAAACCAUUUUGAUAGGCAAUACAAACGACUCUACUCUUUCUCGUUCGAGUCAACAAUGCUACGAGAUACUAUCACUCAUCAACGAAUUGCUCCCUCCACUUCCACAAGAGUUUAGUUCUCUUGCCCCCCCUUCACGUUCACUUCGCAAGGUGAAAAAGGAAGGAACCAGUAGCGCGGAAACCCAAGACUCUCGUAUCAUCAUGUACACUGAACAUCCAGACCUUCUCAUUACCUUUGGUCAAGGUCUAUUUGUCAUUCUUGUAGAUAUGUUUACUUCUACCGUCAACCCUUCUAUUCGUUAUCGUUGUCUUGGUUCUAUUUGUAAAAUUUUAUACUUUUCAACUUCUGAUAUGAUUAGAGAUUUAUUAAAGAAUUUUGGAUUUUCAAGUUUCUUGGCAGGAUUAUUAGGUAGUAGAGAUAUGACUAUAGUUUCAACUGCUUUAAAGAUUUCAGAGAUGAUGAUGGAAAAGUUACCAUCAAUCUUUGAUCGAUAUUUCAAGAGAGAAGGUGUAUUGUACGAGAUUGAUAGAUUAUCAAAAUUGGAACCACUUAUUACUGCGUCACCACCAAAGGAUGAAGAUGAUGAUCUUAAUUUAUCCUCUUCCUCACCACCAACAACAGUGCAUACUCCAACCAAAUCACAUUCAUCACCCAUUUCUAUACCAAUGUCUACACCACCACGUAAUAUUCCUCCACCUUUGGCCAGUUCACCAUUUGGCAGUAAUCAAUUCUUUGUUGGAUCACCUGCAAGUCUUCCACCUGGAACUCCGAUGUCUCAAAAUCUAUCUGGUUCUGUUCCAACCACUCCAUCAUCUCCUCCAAACCCAUUACAAACUUCAACCACUUCAACUACUACAACCACCACCACCACCACCACCACCAAUGCAGCAGCUGCAGCAGCUGCCCCAGCUGAUGAAUUGAAAUCUGCAGUUUGUAAAGAAGCAAGAAGAUUUAAAGAAAAAUAUUUCCUUAAACAAUUAUCACAUGAUAGUUUAGCAACUGAUGAAUUAAAAUCAUUAAAAGUAUUAAGCGAAAAAUUAAAUAGAUGUUAUAAUGAUGUAGGAGUCGAUGUUUUACAAGAGAUUAGUUCAACAUUGACUACUAGCGAAGGUGUAUCAGCAUUUGAAUUUUUGCACAGUGGAUUGGUAUCGAGCAUCCUAUCCUAUUUGACUAGGGGAGAUGUUAGUAAACAUGCCGAGUGUUUUAGCAAGGUCUUUUUGUCACCAAUCAAAAACAACAACAAUAUCUCUCAACAAAUAUUGUCGUCGUCGCCAGCCAAACAACUUUCGUCAUCGUUGACGAUGAGUCGUGGUAUGGACCAGCCGGUAGUGUUGUUGACUAUGCUCGUCGGUAAACUUCACGAUGCAUUGACCAAGGUUGAGAGAUUCUCAAUCAAUAUCAACGAGGUUGGUGGAACUAGCAGUGGACUCAAAUAUCUCGCACAACCAUUCAAGUUAAAGUUGGUCAAGGAUUGUGAUGAUGACUCGUUAAAAGACUAUUCGUCCAAUGUCGUCUUGAUUGAGCCUUUGGCCACUAUCGUUGCGAUUGAAGAGUUUUUGACAUCGCGUGUCAUCACCAAGCCAACUGCCGCUGCCGCCGUACCAGCUGCAAGUAAAUCAGUGGUUGCACCCACACCAGCAAGUAUCAAGGAAAAGAGUGGUGGAGAUGAUGAUAUGGACGAAGACGAGGAUGAAUACCAUGACGAUUAUGAAGACGAUGAAUUAUUGCAAAACAACGAUGAUCAAGGAGCCAAUGAAAACGAAUCAGAUGUCCAUGAUGUAAAGAUUAAUGAAUUGAAUACUUCUGGAACUAUUCCAACUCCUCCAACUGCUACUGCCACCACCACUUCAACUUCGACUACUAGUACAACCUCGACUACUAGUACAACAUCGACUGCUUCACCUCCAUCGGCUAGUACAACUUCUACUUCUACAUCUACGACCACUACUUCUUCACCAUUAUCAACUACACCACCACAAACAAGAUUAAAUCAAUCCACCUCAUCAACUUCUACACCACCACAACCACAACAACCAAAGAUUGCUAUUUUUGCUGAUGGUCAAAGAUUAUUACCUACUGUAACCAUUUUCCAAGCUGUACAAAAGUUGGUCAAAGCAAACCAAAAUAAUAUUUUGACAAACAAUAACAAUAAUAAUAAUAACAAUAGUGAACAAUCAAAUGAAAAUAUGGUCCCAACAAGUAGAUUGUGGGAAGGAACUCAUUCAUUGAAAUAUAGAUUCCUUACUCAAAGUGAAUUAGAACAACCAACAAGUCAACAAUCUUUAGUUUCAACUACAAAACCAAAAAUUUCAGGAUUAGGAGAAUCAAAUUUAGUUUCAUUUUUAGAGGAAGGACAUAUAUUCCCACUUUCUUCUAGUGAUACAACCUAUGAAAUCAUAUCACUGAUUAGAGUAUUAUUCAAACUGUGUUAUGAAAAUGAUGGUGGUUUCUAUAUAGGAAGCAGUUAUGUAGCACAAUCUGAAUUUAUUUCACAGAAACUGACAGCCAAGGUUAUGCGUCAACUUCAAGAUCCCUUGGCAUUGUGUAGUGGAGCUCUUCCAGAUUGGUGCAAGCAAUUGCUUACCUAUUGUCCAUUCCUCUUCCCAUUUGAAUGUCGAAGACUCUUUUUCUACUCUACUUCAUUUGGCAUUGCAAGAGCUCUUUCUACACUCCAACAACGACAAGAUCUCAUUCGUCAGACUGGAGCAGACUCUACAUCUAGCAGCAACAACAACAACAAUAACCGUGGUGAGGUUCGUGUAGGAAGAAUUCAACGUCAAAAGGUUAGAAUCUACCGUAACCGUAUCUUAGAGUCUGCAUUCAAGGUGAUGGAAUUGUACGGAAAAUCAAAGUCUAUCCUAGAAGUGGAAUACUUUGGUGAGGUUGGUACUGGUUUGGGUCCUACUUUGGAAUUCUUUACUUUGGUUUCAAGAGAAGUUCAAAGAAAGGAUUUAGAUCUUUGGUAUAUUGAUGAUUUAAUAACAACUGAUAAUGAUCAAGAUAUGAAAGAUGUCAAACAAAAAGAUCAAAAUAAUAAUAAUAAUAAUCAAAAUAAUAAUACGACUCCUACUACUACUACUACGAAUUAUGUUUAUACAGCUGGAGGAUUAUUCCCAAAACCAGUUAGACCUGGUACCAUUACCAAAAAGGUACUUGAUUAUUUCAAGUUUUUGGGAAUGUUUGUUGCCAAGGCAUUCUUUGAUCAACGUCUUGUUGAUAUUCCAUUCUCCAAGCCAUUCUACAAGUAUCUUAUCAAUGGAGACUUUGAAUUUGACGAUCUUAGAAACAUUGCACCAUCAUUUGCCAACUCUAUUCGUAGUUUGUAUGCUUUGGUAUUAAAGAUCAAGGAGAUUCGCGAAUCAGCAUCGUUGGACGACACUCAAAAGAAUAAUGAAAUCCAAGCACUCAGAAUCGGAGGUGCUCGUGUUGAAGAUCUCUGCUUGGACUUUGUCCUUCCAGGCUACCCAGACUGGGAACUCAAACCAGGUGGUUCCAAGAUUAGCAUCACAUUGGACAACUUGGGAGAGUACAUCAACCUCAUCUUGACCAAUUUCUUGUACAGUGGUGUAUGUCAACAAAUCGAUGCAUUCAAGGAAGGAUUCAACCAAAUCUUCCCAAUCUCUAGUUUGGGAUCUUUUUCAAUUCACGAAAUUGAAUCCUUGUUGUGUGGUUCAUUGGCUGGCUCUGAUGGUGAUUGGACUGUUGAAUCGUUGAUGGAAAGCACCAAAUGCGAUCACGGUUUCACCAACACAAGUGAACCAGUCCAAAACUUUUUCAAGAUCAUGUCUGAAUUCAACGAAGAUGAGAGAAAGCAGUUCCUUCUCUUUAUCACUGGUAGUCCGCACCUCCCCAUCCAAGGAUUCAAGGGUCUCAAUCCUCGUCUCACCAUUGUAAAGAAACAUCAUAAUCCUCCAUACCAACCAGACGACUUUUUGCUUAGUGUAAUGUCUUGUACCAAUUAUAUCAAAUUACCCCACUAUUCAUCAAAAGAUAUUAUGAAACAAAAACUUUUAUAUGCAAUGAAAGAAGGUCAAUCUUCUUUCCAUUUAUCUUAA